Manihot esculenta (cassava) is the source of this 618-nucleotide messenger RNA. RefSeq lists its product as uncharacterized. Bases 74 to 493 code for a protein of 139 amino acids. Lineage: Eukaryota; Viridiplantae; Streptophyta; Magnoliopsida; Malpighiales; Euphorbiaceae. The transcript has a single exon. The record is from RefSeq and is a predicted model, not a curated record.
CCUCUCCCUAUAUAAGCUCACACCCUCAACCAUUCAUCACCAUUUUCACUUGUCUCUCACAGAAAAACCAGAAAUGGGUAACUGUGCAUCACCUCAAUAUGCUACAAAUUGUGCUUUCACUUUCACAUUACACUCGCAAUCCACUGUCAAAAUAGUCCACACAGAUGGAAGUUUGCAAGAAUUCAAGCAACCCAUCAAGGCCAAUCUCGUACUCUCUCAGAAUCCAAACUGCUUCCUCUGUAACUCUGAAUCCAUGUACGUGAACUCUCACCUGCCUCAUGUUGCAGAUGAUGAUGAGCUUCAACUGGGUCAGAUUUAUUUCCUCGUACCUCUCUCUAAAUCCCAUGCACUUCUUUCUCUGCAAGAAUUAUGUUCAUUUGCUAUUAAGGCUAGUUCAGCACUGGCUCAUCAGACACCAGAUAUCCAUCCUCAAAAAUAUGGCCGUUUUUCUAUGGAAAUGGUAAGAGACAUCGAAAAUUCCGAUUGGGUUUGACCUUGGUGUGAAUUUUCCGGCCGGAAAAAUGAGUUAGUUCUGAGAAUUUAUUUUAGUUUGUAAUCGCUUUUAUGUUAGUGGCAAACUUUUAAUGACAGUACUGUAAGGAACAGAAAGGUUGUUUC